Sporothrix brasiliensis 5110 is the source of this 1680-nucleotide messenger RNA. RefSeq names its product 4-coumarate-CoA ligase. The transcript has a single exon. Gene Ontology annotation, molecular function: CoA-ligase activity. Lineage: Eukaryota; Fungi; Ascomycota; Sordariomycetes; Ophiostomatales; Ophiostomataceae. Bases 1 to 1680 code for a protein of 559 amino acids. Gene Ontology annotation, biological process: secondary metabolic process. The record is from RefSeq and is a predicted model, not a curated record.
AUGCGCAUCUACUCCUCCGGGACGAUCGACGUCCCUUACGAUGUCAACCUCACAGAGCUCCUCCACACAACCGGGCGGCCGCUGCCCGAGUCGCAUCUGAUCGCCGCCGACAAUCUGACAAACCGCAGCAUAUCCCUCGGCGAGCUGCGUGACCGGGCCGGCCGUCUCGCGCGCGGCCUGCACGACAACCUCGUCCCCGAGGAUCAGGCCCGGUGGGCCAUUAUCCUGCCCAACAGCGUCGACUUCCUCGAGCUCUUCCACGCCAUUCUGUGGACCGGCGGUAUCGUGGCCCCCAUCAACUGGGCUCUGAAGGACACCGAGAUCGGCCACGGCCUCGCCGUCAGCCGCCCGACCUACAUUGUCGCCUACGGCGCCAUUCUCGACACCGUCAACCGGGCCAUCCGGAUCGCCGAGCGCGCGCUUGAGGACGCCGGCACGCCUUGGGCCACGCGGCCCAUUGUGCUGACCGCCGUCACGCCCCGGCCCGGUCUGAUGCACCUGGACCGCGAUUUCCUGGCGCCGGUCGGCCACCGCCUGCCCAUCCCGCACCACAAGGACACGUCGUCGCGCGUGGCCACGAUCCACCUGUCGUCCGGCACCACGGGCAAGCCCAAGGGCGUCGAGUUGACCCACCGCAACUACGUGGCCAACGUGCUGCAGCUGUUCAAGCACGACCCGGACCAGUUCCACGCAGGCGUGCGCACGGUUGCCAUCACGCCGUGGGCGCACAUUGGCAUGACCACGAUGCCGCUCUUCAACGCGCCCUACAUGGGCCUGUUCCACCACGCCAUGCCCCAGUACGACUUUGACCAAUUUGCCGCCAUUGUCGACUCGUGCAAGGCCACCACCUUCCAGGGCCCGCCCAGUAUCGUGCUGCAGCUGGCGCGCUCCGACAUCUACGACCGCUACGACUUUUCGCACGCCGAGACCAUGACGGUGGGCGGCGCCAACUUCAAGCCGGACGUUCUGGAGCCGCUGCUCAAGAAGGCCCCCUGGAAGCUCGUGCAGGUCUACGGCAUGACCGAGGCCGCGGGCUACGUGGCCUUCCAGAAGCUCAAGGAGGACGUGCCCGACGGCGUCGUGGGCUACCUGCUGCCCGGCAUUGAGGCCUGCCUCAAGAAGCCGGGCACCGACGAGGACGUGCCCGAGGGCGGCGCCGGCGAGCUGUGGCUGCGCGGACCCAACAUUACGCGCGGCUACCUGUUCAACUCGGACGCCACGCGCUCGGCGUUCCCGGCACCCGGCUGGUACAACACGGGCGACGUGUGCAAGAUUGACACGCUGGGCCGCAUCAGCAUUGUCGGCCGCACCAAGGAGCUCAUCAAGUACAAGGGCUUCCAGGUGUCGCCGGCCGAGCUCGAGUCGUACAUCAACUCGCACCCGGCCGUGUCCGAGGGCGGCGUGGCGGCGACGUGGGACGAGAGCCAGCUGACGGAGCUGCCGACGGCGUGGGUGGUGCUGACCGAGGAGGCGGCGCGGACGCCGGUCACGGCCAAAGCAGCGCUCAAGGACAUCCACGCGAGCAUCGACAGCCAGGUCAGCGGCUACAAGAAGCUGCGGGGCGGCGUGUGGCAGAUUGCGGCGCUGCCCAAGAACCCGACGGGCAAGAUCCUGCGCAAGCAGAUGGAGCAGAUGCGCGAAGGGCCAUGCUCGCUGGACAAGCCGAUUUCGAAGCUGUAA